AGGUGCGUCCGAGGCAGAGGGAGCAAAGUCUAGUGUGAUACAGCAUGUCGGGACACCUCCCGUGCACGGUGCUGCUGGCUGUGCUGCUGGCGAGGGCGGAGCUCAAGCCUGCCAGUGCCGGGAAGUGGGCCAGGUGUGGGCAAAGUGGCAGACUGACUAACAUUCCCUGCAUGGAUCAUGCCCACUGGUACAAUUUAACCGCGAACCUGGGAGAGGGAAUUGAGACAUCACAUGACGACAGCAUUCUUGUGGGUCCUUCAACCUUUGACAAAAUCAGAGGGAGCCAUCUCCAGGGCUGUGUUCUGAAGAAAAUCUUUCAGUUUUACGAUCAAGUUUUAUACGGAAAAGGAGGAAACUACACAGACCUGCAGGAUUUCAUUGCUCAACUGAACAAAUGUGUUUUAAGGGUCUGUCGCCUGAGGCGGUGCAGGAAGCUCUACCAAGAAGCCCAAGGGAUGUCGAUGGAUGAGACCAGAAGACAAAUGACAUUGACAGCAAAAGAGGUGGCUAUGCUUCAGAUUCAUAAACUUCAACAUGCAACAAAACAGAUUGGUGAUAUGAGGACCCAAGAGAAGGCCAUCAUAGAGCUGAGAACACUUGAGUUCUACCUGCCAGAGGAGAAAAUGAAAAACGACAAGGGAAAGCCAAAAUGCACCGUGAAGAGUCAGCGAAACUGACUGAACACAUUGCCUCGCCUGGUCUUGGACAACCGCUUGUUUUACAACUUGUGCGACUCACUUAAGAGACAUAAAUAAAAGCACUAAGCCAACAGCCAUGCCAAUCCAAACAACAAAACCAGCCAUGAUUUCAGUUUCAGGUUGGAGUUUUGCUUUAAUUACAACCAUAAUCAGGAUAAAAUGCUUUAAUGGUAUAUUACAUUUAUGAAAGUUGCCUUUGAUGUACUGUACUCUGUCGUACUAUUAUGUGCUCUACAAUAACUGCCAUACUUGUGAUUACCUGCAUCUUAUAGCCCACAACUAUAACUCAUUUGACUCAUCAAUUUAGUUUAAUCCUGUUGUAUUUGAGCUGUCAUUGAACCAUGUCAGUCUUUGGUGAUUGGUCAUCUU
Molecule: messenger RNA, 1067 nt
Organism: Megalops cyprinoides (Indo-Pacific tarpon)
Lineage: Eukaryota; Metazoa; Chordata; Actinopteri; Elopiformes; Megalopidae
Exons: 6
Coding region: 45-677 (210 amino acids)
Source: RefSeq, a predicted model, not a curated record